CCCCGAAAUCCCAAUUCUUUUUUCUUGAAAACCCUAGUUCGCGAUUCCUGAUUCCGUAAAAGACAAUCAGCAGAAAUCUCAUUUUCUUACAAGAAGCUAUGUCGAUGUCAAGUGUUCCAGAGGAGAUUCAACUUGAGAUAUUUAUGAAAUUACCAGCGAAUUCCAUCUUAGUCUGCAGGUGCGUAUGCAAGAUUUGGUAUAAUCUUCUCUGUAAUCCUAAAUUUGUCAAGAAUCAUCUGAUUCAUACAAAUCAAACCAUGAAACCUAGACUCAUCUUAAGUCAAACAGAUCGUUGGUCAAGUAAGAACCCUAUUGUUUACUCUAUUGAUUAUGAUUCAGUAUUGUCAUCAUCGUUAUCACUCUCGGUAUCAACAUUAUUAUCACUGUCAAUGCCAACAUCUGAUGAAUGUGCAUGUAUUGGAGCUGUUAGGAUGAAUUAUCCAUUUCAACACGAGAGUAUUUUUUCCUUUAGAGUUUUGGGUUCUUGUAAUGGCCUGAUUUGCGUAAGUAUGGAUCGUCGAAUUGGUAUGUACUUAUGUAUUUGGAAUCCAAUAACUGGUGAAUAUAAGGAUAUAUCACCACCCCAGUUUGAUGACCCAAUUCCUGGGGAAGCUUUUUAUAAAAUUAGAUAUGGAUUUGGCCAUGAUUGCGUUAUUGAUGAUUACAAAGUAGUGAGCAUUUGGGGUGAUGUAGAGUCUCCUGGUAAUUGUAAAAUGCAAGUAUAUACAUUGGGAUCGGAUUCUUGGAAUUACAUUAACAACGCCAUCCCUUACUAUUUUCCUCCUUCUACAACAUCUUGUGGUAUGCUUUUCCGUGGAGCUCUUCAUUGGAUUGCAGUCCCUGAAGUUAUUGUUUCUUUCAAUGUUAGCAAUGAUAGCCUCAUGGAGGUGCCUUUUCCAGAGGUAAUACCGCCCGAAUAUGGGGAAGAAUUGGAUACAGGUGUAGGUGUGUUGGGAGACUGCCUAAGCUUAUGCGUCGCUGUUGUUACGGAACACGUCCGAUUUGAUGUGUGGGUGAUGCAAGAAUAUGGAGUGAGAGAAUCUUGGGCUAAACAUUUUACCAUUACUGAUGACCAAGUAUCAGUAAGAGGGUCUACCUUCUUUAAGCCAAUCUGGUCUAUUGAAAAUGGUGAGAUUCUAAUAAAUACUGGACAGGGUUUAGUUUUAUAUGAUCAAACUAAUGGAAGAGUUAGAAAGGUGUACUUCCCUGCUACUGCUAUGAGAAGGAAUCUACAUGGUUUAGCGGAGAAAGUAGGGAGUUAUGUGGAAAGCAUAGUCCGGCUCGGAUCUGGUACUUAUGUGCCAAAAAUAACUGGAAAUCCAAAAAUGCAGAAGUCCAGUUAGAUCAUAAUUGAGGUUGCAUACACUCUGGUUUUGCUUUCAAUCGGGACUGAUUUGCAGUUUAGGAGCAUCUUUCUCUCUUGCUCUCGUUUGCAUCUCUUUCUUUAAGCUCUUCCAUAGAAUUACCACUGGAUUUGUAUAGUACCUGUUUAUUGAAAAUAGCAUGAGUUGGAUGAAAGUGUCUGAGUACGCAUCGCAUCUUUAUAUUUACAUCUGCCCUUAUAACAUUUUCUUUUUUGAAAUAAGAUCAGCAGAAUCCUCCCAACCUUUAGAGCAUCUAUAAAAAUAUGUAGACAUGUGAAACUUUCGUAUGUUGAUCAUACACGCACACGAGCACAAAAAUGCAAGAACAUUAAUAGAGUCAGAAUUAUCAUUAUUGCAAUCACUUGGAUUUCACAUAGAAUCAGUUUUGUGCAGUAAAUAAAGUAAUGCCUCGAGGUCAUUUGAAAAUUAGAUUCUGUAGCAUCCAUAUGUCUGUCCUUUUUUCUUCAUUCACUAAUUUUGCUUGUUUCUCGUAAUUAUAACUCAUUGAAUUAUUUUACAGAUAACCACGAUAGUUUUCGAGAAUCAUCCGAGUCCUCAUUGCUAAAGACAAUUAUCGCCAAGAAUGAAAAAUAUUCUCCCAUCUUCUUAGCUAUGGCAAUGUCAAGUCUUCCGGAAGAGAUUCAAGAUGAAAUCUUUAUGAAAUUACCGUCAAAUUCCAUCCGAAUCGGCAGGCACGUGUGCAAGAAAUGGUAUGCUGUACUUUCUGACCCUAAAAUUGUCGACAAUCCUAUCCAUAAGCUUCCUCCGAAGGUUAUGAUAGCGAUCUUCGGGAGAUUAUCAUGUGAUACUGUGGAACGUUGUUAUUGUGUAUGCAAGAACUGGCAUAAUCUGAUAAGAAACGAAUGGUCUAAAUUCCAUCCUUAUGCCAGAGUAAAAGAAGGGUAAAGCCCAUCAUUAAGGCACAGUAAAAUACAUCAUUCAUUCAAGAACGGUCCAACAGCUGAUUUUGCUUUUUAUGAUUAUAGUUAUGCAUAACCUCUUCCGGA
Molecule: messenger RNA, 2371 nt
Organism: Papaver somniferum (opium poppy)
Lineage: Eukaryota; Viridiplantae; Streptophyta; Magnoliopsida; Ranunculales; Papaveraceae
Product: F-box protein CPR1-like
Exons: 2
Coding region: 99-1343 (414 amino acids)
Molecular function (GO): protein binding
Source: RefSeq, a predicted model, not a curated record